AUGGCGACUGUAACUGAAACAAAUCACGUCAAUUCAUCGAUAAAAUUGUCUGCUGGUAGCGAGAGUAAUCUACAAAUUAUUCCCUCACAUCCUAUCAACCAGAGUAGGGAAGACAAUCGACAUGUUUGUCGAUGUUCAGAUCAAUUACAGGUUCAGGAAUCGACAUUAAAAGUAAAUGAUUUUUCUGACAACAAAGAUAUCAGUGAAACGAUUGCGAGAAAUAUUUUAUUUUCCGGUGAGGAAAAAUUUCAAAGCGAACUCGAUGAAUUAUUUUCAAACGACAAAAUGCCUUUCGAAGAGUAUCACAUCAAGAUUGAAACAAAGAAUAUUAUUAAACGUUCAAAAAGAGAUUUCUGCAAACAUUUAUCCAAGGCCAAAUAUCCAGUAAAAAUAGCUGAUGACAUUAUCAAAACGUUUUCUGACAAAAUUCAUUCAUACGCCGAUGAUUUAAUAUGUACCAACGAAUUAAGCCUAAACAAUGCCAAGGAAAAUUACAAGCAAACAUGUGAACAGUUAAUGGCAGAAUACGUUGUGCGUUGUAAUGAUAGUCUUCAUGGGGAGCCAGAACCGUUUGAUAUAAUCACUUCCAAGUGCAGAGAUGAUAUAAUGAGAGAGUAUGAUCAAAAUAUUGUAAGAUUUCCAAAAUUCAUCAUUCGUGAUAACCGAUACAUUUUCCGAGUUACUCUUAUUUCCAGGGACAAAGAAUUCCGUAAUCAAUAUGACGCGUACUUAAAAUCAUACAUGGAUGACUUCAAAAAGAAUGUCGAUGAAAUAUAUGAUAACGUUUUUCAUGAAUAUAAACUCAAAGUCAAUGUCAAAUUACCGAAUAUACCAAUGUCAGAAGUAGAGUUAGACUCAUUACUAUACGAUAACAAGGUCAAAUGCCAUUCGAAAUUUGAUUCCAAAACUGCAGAUCUCUCCGGUAAAAGAAGGGCUUCAGAAGCUUAUGUCCAGCAACGGAAGAACGUCCUUGUGAAUAGUAUCAACGCGGAACAAGAAUACAUGAUCAGUUACAACAAAGAAUCUUCAAACGAAUGUUGUAACAAGCUAUGGGACGAAAAGGUCGAAUUUAUACGUGAAAAAGUAAAGAAGGGAGACUACGAUGCACUGGAAAAAUUUCAAAAAGAUCUCAAUACUUUCAAUAAUAGCUAUCGUCUUGCAGCAAGUGGACCUGCUAUUGAUAUCGUUUGGAACAAACGAUUAAAGGAGAUAGAAUCCUGGGAGGCCAAUGUCAGGAGAUCCAUUAAAUCAUUACUUCAUAAUGGCAAAGAUAUUGAAAUAAUUUGCCAUGAAAUUAUGAAAUCAACACUUACUCUCGUUGAUCAGUUGGCCGAAUAUUUAGGGUUAGCAUGGGCUGGAACUGGUCAGUACAGGCGUACAGCUAAUGGUUAUAUGUGGGUAAGCACCAGGAAGGAUGUGAAGCGCAAGGACUAUUUACCAUCUUAUGAACUCUAUGAUAUCAAGACCAACUUCAAAAAUUUAAUAACAUCCGACCCGAUUAUAGAAUACGUCAGCCCGCGUCAAGUCAAUACUACGAUUUAUGGACCUUACCCUACAGAGCAAACUAUAACCAGGAAAGUUGAUUACGCAGUAACUGAGCAAUUGAUUUGGGAGUCAAGUAAGAAGUUCACUUUCAACCAAGAGGCUUUGGCCUCCUAUAAGCAAGGCGUCAAGGACAUAUGGGAAGCAUUAAUUAGUCUCAAAUUUGGGUUUUCGCAAGAGUUGUUUAAAAAAGAUGGUGGGACAAAAACGCUAACUAGAACUGAAUCAAGCACAAAUCAAAUUAACAUUCCAGCUGGAAAGAGGGUUGAGGUCACUUCAAUUAUCCACGAUCAAUCAGUUACCAUUAAUUAUAUUGCAACUUUUGUUGUUUCUACAAGUUUAAGGAUGCGUGGUAUCUUGUUGUGGGGAUCUGAUAGCCCGGAGAAAAAUUAUCACAAAGAUUUCCAAGAAAGAGGCUCUGGAAGUCAUUGGAGACACGAUUUUGGAGACAUUACCGAAAUCUAUAAUCAAAUGAUGCAAACCAGAGAACCAUGGCUUUGGGAUGAGUGCAAACGCGACCAUCCCCAACUUACUUCCGUAUUGGAACAACUUAAAGACCCCCAAAAAUAUGAAUUUAUUGUUUCCGGAAAAUUUAAUGGAGUUAAUGGGGUCAGAGUAGAAGAUAAAAUUAAGAUCUUGAGUUAA
Messenger RNA from Funneliformis mosseae, 2187 nucleotides. The record is from the annotation of a GenBank genome assembly. Lineage: Eukaryota; Fungi; Glomeromycota; Glomeromycetes; Glomerales; Glomeraceae.